Cynoglossus semilaevis (tongue sole) is the source of this 5915-nucleotide messenger RNA. RefSeq names its product mitogen-activated protein kinase binding protein 1 (gene mapkbp1). Gene Ontology annotation, biological process: negative regulation of canonical NF-kappaB signal transduction; positive regulation of JNK cascade. NCBI's taxonomy places the organism in Eukaryota, Metazoa, Chordata, Actinopteri, Pleuronectiformes, Cynoglossidae. The transcript has 29 exons. Gene Ontology annotation, cellular component: cytoplasm. Gene Ontology annotation, molecular function: protein binding. Bases 586 to 5298 code for a protein of 1570 amino acids. The record is from RefSeq and is a predicted model, not a curated record.
UUCUUCUAAUCGCCAGUUGGGGCUCCACCAAGCGUUCUGUCUGCCGCACCGUGGAUCAGAGUUACCGGAAAUAGGCUGAACCUUCACACAAAAAGCACAGAAAUUAAGUUUGAGCAGUGUAAUUACCUGCACAGGUAAUAAAUAAGCACAGGUUCUACAAAUAAUUUAAGCCAUACUACGAUAUAAUAUGGAAACAUUGAAUUUCAUAUCGUUAAAAUCUGUCUGUUAAAGAAUAUUAGAGUUAGACGUCAUUUUUUAAAAUUAUAUAAUUUUAUUUGGAAAAAUCGAACCGGAAUUCUUAGCACAUUUGCCGCACGCGGUGUUGACGCCGGCGGUGCCGCAGCUCAGUCUGGUCUGAUCAGCUGCGUCUGUCGCUUCUUCGAUGCGGCGGAGAAAUAAAAUGCAGAGCAAGGGCAGAACCAGAGCCUGCGAUUCGGAUCAGUGUAGAACCGGAACAACACUCAGGUGAACUGGACCCUGCGGCUGUGAGGCGGAAUGACCGCAGAAGCAGAGGCGGCACCGCAGCAGAAAGAGUCGAGACGCUGACGGACGCGGUUAGCCGCGUUAGCUGCAGCAUCAGGCGCGAUGAAUGCAGAGGGGAGCGGAACGAUCCGGAGCCGCAUCAAGAACCUGCUGCGGUCCCCUUCCAUCAAACUGAGGAGGAGAAGUGACACCUGCCGGCACAAAGAGGGGCGGGGCGACAAGGUGGUCUUGGAAAAAGUACUAGGAAUCACAGCAGCAGGAAAUCGGGCUCUGGCCUGUGACCCACGGACUGGACUCUUGGCUUAUCCUGCAGGGUGUGUCACCGUCCUCCUGAAUCCUCGAAAGAACAAACAGCAACACAUCUUCAACAGCUCCAGGAAGGCGAUAACCACACUAGCGUUUUCCCCUGAUGGUAAAUAUGUGGUCACUGGAGAGAGCGGUCACAUGCCGGCGGUGCGGUUGUGGGAUGUGUCAGAGCGCCUCCAGGUGGCAGAGCUACAGGAACAUAAAUAUGGCAUCUCCUGUGUGACGUUUUCUCCGAACGGGAAGUACAUCGUCAGUGUUGGGUAUCAACAUGACAUGAUGGUCAAUGUCUGGAACUGGAAGAAAAAUGUGGUGGUUGCCGCCAACAAAGUCUCCAGUAAAGUCACAGCCGUCUCCUUCUCUGACGACAGCUCCUACUUCGUUACAGCGGGGAACCGUCACGUCAAGUUCUGGUACCUGGACCACGCCAAGACCUCCAAGGUGAAUGCCACGGUGCCUCUGCUCGGGCGUUCGGGACUCCUGGGAGAACUCAGGAACAACUUCUUCAGCGAUGUGGCCUGUGGGCGGGGCCGCCACGCCUCCUCCACCUUCUGUAUCACUUCCUCAGGUUUACUGUGCGAGUUUAAUGACAGACGGCUUCUUGACAAGUGGGUCGAGCUGAGGACGUCUCAGGCCACCUCCCUCUCUGUCGCUGAUGAUGUCAUCUUCUGUGGCUGUUCUGAUGGGACAGUUCGAGCUUUCAGUCCCAUCAAUCUGCACUUCCUCUUCACACUGCCCCGCCCACAUUUUCUGGGUGCUGACAUCAGCAAAAUGGUGGAUGCUAGUCAGCUGUUCUCCUGCAGGCCCGAUGCUCGCUACCCUGAUACAGUAGCUGUGACAUUUGACCCCACGAACCGCUGGCUGUCCUGUGUUUACAAUGACCACAGCGUUUAUGUCUGGGACAUCCGUGACCUCAGAGAGCCUCGCAGGGCAGGAAAACUUUAUUCGGCCCUCUACCACUCCUCCUGCGUGUGGAGUGUGGAGGUGUCACCAGAGGGAACAGGAAGUCUGCCUCCCUCCUCCUUCCUGUCGUGCUCGUCGGACAACACCAUCCGAUUGUGGAACUUGGACGACAACAAUGUUCUUCACAAGAACAUCCUCAGCCAUGAUCUGCAGAAGAUGGUCUACGUGGACGACAACUUGAAUUCUGUCCUGGAUGUAGAAAGCGUUGCCACGGCCAGUGUUAACAGUGAGAAGGUCGGGUCAUCAGAGGGUCAGCAGUCUGACCAGAUCAGAACAGGCAUUAGGACUUUGAAGGUCAGUCCUGAUGGACAGCACCUGGCCUCUGGAGACCGCAAGGGUGUGCUGAGGAUCCAUGACGUGGACAGUAUGGAGGAGAUAAUGAACGUCCAGGCUCAUGACUCAGAGAUUCUCUGCUUAGAGUUUUCUAAACCUGACACAGGCCUCCAGUUGUUGGCCACAGCAAGUCGUGAUCGGUUAAUCCAUGUUCUAGACGCUGCUCAGGAAUUCAGUCUGGUUCAGACCCUGGAUGAACACUCCUCCUCCAUCACAGCUGUACGAUUUGCUGCUAAUGAGGGUAAAGUGAGGAUGAUCAGCUGUGGCGCUGAUAAGAGCGUUUACUUCCGUACAGCUCAGCAGGGUCAGGCAGGGCUGGAAUUCACCCGGACUCAUCAUGUGGUCAGGAAGACGACUCUGUAUGACAUGGAUGUGGAACCGACCAGGAAGUACGCAGCUGUUGGCUGUCAGGACCGUAGCAUCAGAAUCUUUAACAUCAGCAACGGGAAACAGAAGAAACUCUACAAAGGCUCACAGGGAGAAGACGGCACGCUAAUCAAGGUUCAGAUUGAUCCAUCUGGACUCUACAUUGCCACCUCCUGUUCAGACAAAAACAUCAGUAUUUUUGAUUUUUACUCUGGAGAGUGUGUGGCCACCAUAUUUGGACACUCAGAAAUAGUUACAGGUUUGAAGUUCAGCAAUGACUGCAGACACCUAAUCACUGUUUCUGGAGACAGCUGCAUCUUUGUGUGGCGUCUCAGUCCAGAGCUGACCCUCAGAAUGAGGCAGCGACUUUCUGACCUCAGAUCAGCCGACAGUAACAGCCGACCACAACCUGUGCCUCCGCCCACUGCUGCCAUCCUCAGGACGGCGCCUCCUCGAGUCGUCACCAUGUCUUCUGACAGUGACAAAGAUGAAGAGGAUGAAGAGGAGGAGCCUGGUCGUCGAAAUACAGUUACAGCAAAAAUUGUGGAAGAAGACACAGAGUUGUUUGCUGAAACUACCACCAACGAAGAUGAUGGAAAGGUGGGGGGUUUACAGGGGUCAGGAGGUCGUCUCCCCCGUCGCCGCUGGUCUAGGAGGCUGGGUGGUGACAGUGUUCUGAUGGUGAAGUCAAUGUUAGACCUCAGACAGCUGGACUCCUUCUGUCCUGAUGACGAUGGCAGGAGGAAGAGUCAUGAUGAGGAGGCUGUGCUGCAGAAAGCUACUCUGGAGCUGGGGAGCACAGUUAGUCUGCAGGUGGAGAAAGAGGCGAUGACCAAUCAGAGGCCACACUUUAUCCUCCUGUCAAACCAUAGCCCAGAAACAGAUGACCCAGUUCUGUAUCCAGACCAAUGGGAGGACAGAGUGAGUCUGGCAGGCAGUGAGUUUCAGGUGAAGGAGGUGUGUCCUCCUACUCCUGGCAGACGGCAGGACAAACCCAGUCCAGACAGUGGCUGCUCCCUGGCUUUCAGCUCCAGACUGUCAAGUCCAGAUGCCCCUGCUGGAGACGACUCAGACCAGACUGAGGUACUCAGUGUGGACGGAAACUCCUCUGAGCAGGAAGUAGAAGAUAACGAUGGUAAUGAAGGAGGCGGACUCUCUCAGCCAGUCCCUCAGACUCCAGACCAGGAAGCUUUUCUCAAAGAGCACUUUGUCACCCUGUCUGACCUCUCAGGGAGUCCAAGCAAAGCUAGUCACAGUUCCACUGAAAGUCUCAGCAUCUCCUCCAGGUUCCUGUCCCAGAAUUCAGCUGGAAGCCGGACUGUGUUACCUCUGCCAUCGCGGACAAAUGGUGUAGUCGGAGCAGAUGUGAAGCCCAACCCUUUGGUCUCUGAGGUCCGUCCACUAAUCGAGGAAAAUCAGACCAAGACCCAAGACGGAAAAAUAUCGUGGGACCCAGAGCCAAAUCAAACAGAGGACCUGACAUCCUUACAUCAGAACCCCAGUCAAACCCUGACCAAACGUGAUAAUGACCAAGCACAACCUCUUAAUGCCAGCAUCCUCCACCAGCAUACUACUGAUCAGCCGCAGAGCCAAAGUCAAGAGGAAGACGCCUCCCAAAAGCACUCCCCACUCAAGAAGAAGACUCAGACAACAAUGGAGUCCAAAAUCAUUUUUGGCCCCACAGCCCAGGCUGCUGCCUCCCACAUGAACUCCACUGGGAGACUUCGGAAGGCCCAGUCAGUGCAGAGUCUGCUGAGUGACUCAGGUGAUGUGUCUCUGCCCAAGUCGACCUCACGUCCAUCCAAAGAGGUCUCCCCUCAGGUUUUUUCUACUCAGCAGCGUCCCACCACCCUCCCCUCCUCCCCCAGAUGUCCCCCAUCUUCCAUCUCUCUACCAGCACAGAGACUUGUUCCUACAUCACCCAGGUCCCCUCAGCUGGACACAGCCCCUACGCCUUCUGCUGCUACCACACCGAGAAAGUCUUCCUCCUCUUCCUCCUCAGCGGCAGCAUCUCGCUCCUACAUGAGCCCCACUGCCAGUUCAAUGGCCAAGAUGUCACGCUCCGUCUCCAUGGGCGACGGCCUGGACCUCCCUGAAUCCUGUGACGAAGCCACAGCCUCGUCUUCUCUGUCAUCAGCUGUACCGUCGUGUCCUCAGGUCAAAGACACUCCACCUCCUUUGGCUGCUGUGGUUCCCUCCAUGGUGGCCCCUCACGCUGCUGUGGUCCCUGUUGUCGCCCCCUGUUUGUCUUCCAGUCUGGGGAACCAUUGUACCCAGAGCGCCCCCUGUACACGCGGCCUCCAGGCUCGGGUGUCCAGCAGCAGCAAACCACUUCCAGACAAACCCUCACUUGCAUCUUUCUCUCCGUCACCCAAAGCUGUGGCAGCGUCCUCGUCAGCCACAAGCCGUCCUUCUCCGGUCUCUGUCUCCCCCCUGUCCCCACAGCCAGCACAGCAGGAGGAGAAGAAGGAGGGACUUCAGACUUCUGUAGACACCAGUGCAGAGCAAAGUGAUGACUCAGACCAGCUAAUCAGUGUUGAGAGCUGCAGGGCUAUGGCCAAUGAGCUGCAGAGCUGCUUUAAGAGAGCAACACACAUAUACAGAAAGGUGAGUGCCUCUUGUAAUGAGAGCUCCACCUCAGAUCAGCACCAAAUGGCUGUCCUUUUGUCAGAGGCCUUCCAGGCCAUGAGGACGGAGCUGGAGUGCCUCCCAAUGGAUGCCCCGAGCAUGCUGGGAGGUCAUGGAAAACUAGCAGGAGUGGGAGAGGUGAAGACAGCUGCUCUCCUGGAGGAGUAUUCUCUGUUACUCCUGCAGGCAGUGCACAAGAAGAUCAACAGCAACACAUGCUAAACGACACUCCUCACCUUCUUCUUUUUUUGCCUCCAGCUUUUCUUUUUAUACACUUUUAACACUCAGAGACAACGUCAGGGCGACUGAACCAGUGAUGAAUGAAUAUUUUUUACAAACUUAACUAAGAAACAUUUUCACUACUUUGGAUCAUUUUCUUUCUGUUCAGCAUCCUCUCUUUUUUGGAGGGGAUGUGUGAACAGCCACUUCAGUGUUAAUCUGGAGGAUUACUGAUGUCUGAAUUAUUACUGUAAAAACUUGACUUUUGCUUUGAACAAACUUUACAUGACCUGUUGUUAUACUGUAUGACAUCACUCUCAGUCUUAUACAUUUUUAGUGAACACGACGUAUGGGUUUGUGGAAUUGAAAUCUGGAUCAAACAGUCAGUUUGUCAUUUUUGGCUAAAUUUAAUAAAACAUUCAGGUAUAAUUUCCUGUUUGCCUUUUCCUAUAAUCUUAAAGCUGGUCGGUCAAUUUGUCAACGUAAUCACAAUGUCCAUGUGGUUGAAAAUAUACAUGUUUGCAUCAACUAAUUAGUCAUUAAUACAGUACGUGUCAACACUGAUCCAUCCAUCCAUCCGUCCAUGCUGUGCAUCCCUGACAAUUCUGAUCAAAUACCCA